Phytophthora infestans T30-4 is the source of this 393-nucleotide messenger RNA. Its product is annotated as tRNA-specific adenosine deaminase, putative. Gene Ontology annotation, biological process: tRNA wobble adenosine to inosine editing. NCBI's taxonomy places the organism in Eukaryota, Oomycota, Peronosporomycetes, Peronosporales, Peronosporaceae. The record is from RefSeq and is a predicted model, not a curated record. Gene Ontology annotation, molecular function: zinc ion binding; tRNA-specific adenosine-34 deaminase activity. The transcript has 3 exons. Bases 1 to 393 code for a protein of 130 amino acids.
AUGGAUAUCGAUGAGCAUGAACACUUUAUGCGAGAAGCUCUUCUCGAGGGUGAGAGGGCGUUGAUUCGAGCGGAAGUGCCUGUGGGAUGCGUGUUUGUACACAAGGGCGAGAUCAUCGCCAGCGCUUCAAACCGUGUCAACGAGCUCUGCAAUGCCACAAUGCACGCCGAGAUUGUAGCAAUUGAAGCAAUCGCUGCCAAGUAUGGUGACAAGGCUUGCGAAGUUUUGGCCGACUGCACGUUGUACGUGACGUGCGAGCCGUGUAUUAUGUGCGCAGGAGCGCUCGCUCAUGUGUCAAUCAAGCGUGUGUACUUUGGCUGCCACAACGACCGCUUUGGAGGGUGCAGCUCCGUGCUUAACUUGCACGAGCGCAGGUGCCUGACAGGAGAUUAG